CGUGCCCAAUCGGUUUUAUUGUGAAAAUCCUACCCGGAAGCUGUAUGCUCUCGCACUGUCUAGCUUGACUACGGUAGAUGCUUCACUCUCUCCAUUCAUUUCAUUCGCACACAGUCGCAUCCUAGCAGCGUGCCCUCCCCUCCUGUUUCACUCCGCCUGGAAAGAUGGCUGCUCCGGUGGUGGUGAGAAGCUCCGGCCCGGCGCUCUGCCCGAGCUUCGCGGAGGUCUGUUCGUUCCUGGAGCGAUACGGAGCGGCGCUGGAUCUGCCCGAGAUGACUUUCCCGCAGAUGGAGAGGUAUCUGCGGGACACAACGACAGUUCCUAAACCCCUUGUGGAGCUCCAUGUGAAGCUGCUCAGAAAACUGGGGAGGUCUGUGUCUACUGACCGCUGGGAAAAAUACCUGUCCAAGGUUUGCCAGGAGUUGAACAAUACCUGGGCAUGGGAGCUGGAACAGAAGGGCUACCAGGAAAUGUCCAUGGAGUGCAAGUCAAGCAUCCUCAAAUAUCUCUGCGAGUGUCAGUUUGAUGACAACCUAAAGUUCAAGAUGGCGGUUAAUGAGGAGGACCCAGAGAAGAUGCGUCUGCAGCCUAUAGGUCGGGACCGGCAGGGCCUGAUGUACUGGCUUCAGCUGGACCAGGAGCAGAACAUCCGGCUGUAUACGGAGGAGCAGGAUGAUCUGGAUGGAUCCACCUGGAAGUGCAUUGUCAGGACACGUAAUGACUUGGCUGAGGCUCUGGAGCUGCUGAAGGCCCAGGUUGAUCCAAGCCAGAAUCAGGACCGGGACCAGAACCAGGCUGGACCCAGGAGCGCCAGCCCCACAGAGAAAGAUGCAGGGGAUGCGUCCACUGGAAACACCAACCCCGAACCCUCCAAGACCACAGAGGAACACACUGAUAGUAAGAAGGUUGACCCUGUAAACGAAGAGAAACAAGUGGUAAAGCAGGAGCAGACACAAAAACAGCCUAUCAAACAGGAAAACGCUGAGGUGAAAGAAGAGAAGACGGACCACAAACCGCCUGUCUUUGAUAACCGCGUGAGCACAAUCACCACCAUCAUUAAAUCAGAAACCAAGGACUCUGAUGCCCCUAAAAACGCUGUGUCAGUUGUCAUGGCACCAAGUGCGAAUGUGACAAAACAGGAAAUGAACAAGGAAGAGGAAGCAGAGCGGGCAGUUGUCAGGAGCAACCAGCAGGCCAAGAUACCACUGAAGAAGAGGGAGCUUAAGCUUGCUGAGAGCUACCAAAGCAACCACCUCAACAACAGUAACAGCAGUAGUAUUAUUGUUUGUAACCCUUCAGUGAUCCAGACCAAGGACAGUCAUGGAAGAGAGGGGAAGUUACCUAACUCAUUAGCGCCCCCUGGUGGCCCAGGUGCCUCACAACAGCAGCAGCAACUAGUGGUCACUGCAUCGAGGCAAGAACUGACCAACGGGAGAGCGUCUCUCCUCUUGCCGCACAAAGACGGACAAAAUGGAGUCAUAGGGGUAAUAGGUCAAGUUGGCGUUGUAGGUCACGUAGGGGUCAUCCGCAGCCCAUCUGAGCGUCACAGAGCCCCCGGUGCUGAGCAGCAGCAGGAACAAAAUGGGCCGAGUUUAGACCACCGGGGCUCCAGAGCUGUGGAAGAAGAGAGGGAGGUGAGCCGGCAGUCAGUGCUGGUAAGGAAGGGACCUGUUGAAGGGGAGACGCCUGCAGCAGCCACCGUCCUUUCCCCUCAUGUGGCGAUGGAGGCUGAAACAGCCACAAAACAACCAUCAUCAUCCUUAAAGUCUGAUCAACUCCCAGAAGCUGUAGAGAGAAAAGUGGAUUCUGUUAGUGUUUCCUUGCUGUCUCAGUCUACAGAUGAACCCAAGAGACCGACGGCAGAAGACCAGGGUAAAAAAAUGACAGAGGAGCAGUUAGACAGGGGGACGAAAACUGGGCACAGAAGUCAUCAACAUAAAUAUGAUAACCUGGUUGAGAGGGAGGAGAGGACAAGAGAGGUGUCUGGACGCCCUGUGGCAGAAGAAGGAAGUAAAGAUGAACAUGAAAAGAAUAAAAGCACUUUAGAAAAGUUGGAGGCAGAAUCAGGGAGCACCAUUCCACCUCUAAAAGUAGAGCAGCAGGAUAAAAAGGACCACCAGGGAGAUGGGGUCAAUGGUGGGUUGGCAGCCCAGUUUAGGGUGAAGGACACAGGGCUUGAAUCAGAGGAGAGGCAGCGUCCCCUGGAGGAAGCCUCCUCUGAGCUCCAGAAAGAAGGAAUCAGGUUGAAGAUCAAGAUUCCUCCCCAUCGGAGAAACAAGUUAAGGGGAAAAGGGGGAAAGGAGGAGGAGGAGAAAGACAGGGAGCAAGAGGUGCAAGAGGAAGGGAGGCCGCUGAGGAGAUCUGCAAGGAUUUGCAGAUCAUCUGCUUUGCCAACCUGCAGGCCGAGCUCAAAGGUGGCUGAGAGCCAGAAAAAGAAACCACAAAAAAAACAGGCACUGCCUACUAGAACGAGGGAAGAGGAUGAGGAGGAGGAGGAGGAGGAGGAGGAGGAGGAGGAGGAGGAGGAGGAGGAGGAAGAAGAGGAAGAAGAUGAAGAGGAGCGGAGCUCAACUACAAAGAAAGACAGAAAAACAGAACCUGUUGGGCAAAUUAGGAAACAAAGGGGUAAACGGAGGCAUCGACGCCCCAGAUGGUCCAACAUUCGUUCGAAGAGACGCAAACUGAAUGAGGAAGGGGAGGUGGAGGACAGAGGGAGGAAACGAGGAGAUGAAGAGAGCGAAGGAGGAAGUGACUCAGAAGAAUCAUGUAAAUCAGAGGAGAUUCCCAGUGAGGAUGCCUGCAGUCACUGUGGCCUGCCCAACCACCCUGAACUGAUCCUGCUGUGUGACUCGUGUGAUAGUGGAUACCACACUGCCUGUCUGCGGCCGCCGCUCAUGUUGAUUCCAGAUGGAGAGUGGUUCUGUCCACCCUGCCAACAUAAGCUGCUGUGUGAGAAACUGGAGGAGCAGCUGCAGAAUCUGGACAGUGCUUUGAAGAAAAAAGAGAGAGCAGAGAGGAGGAGGGAGCGGCUGGUGUAUGUGGGAAUCAGUGUGGAGAACAUCAUUCCUGAGGGAGAUGAGGAGGAAGAGGAGAAGUCGGCAAAGAAGAAAGAUUCCAAAAAGAGCAAAAAUCUGGGGAGGAGAUCAACCAGAACCAGGAAGCACAUCAGCUACAGAUUUGAUGACUUUGACGAUGCCAUUGAUGAGGCUAUAGAGGAGGACAUCGGGGACCUCUGUGGUGGAGCAGGACAAGGCAAAGACAUCACCGCUAUCCUGUCAGAGGACGGGAAGGAGAGCCAGCGGCCAAUCAGAAGCCAGGCUCAUUCUGCCAGGAACAGGAAGAAGCGGAGACUGAACGACCUGGAGAGUGACAGCACGGCAGCAGAGAGUGAAGACGAGUUCAUGCUCAGCAACAGCUCAGAGGAUGAGGAUUUCGGUGCAUCAGGGGCAGAUGAUGAUGAGGAGGAAGAUGAAGAUGCGGCCAGCGAUGUGGGCAGCUUGGACAGCGGGACUCGCCCCAGACGGGCGGUGAGAGGGGUACCUAAACACCGACCCAGCAGGACCCAACGCAGGGGCAGGAAGCGACUGAGGCGGCGGCGGAGACGCUCCUCCGAGGAAGAGGAGGAAGACAGUGAUGAAGAAAUGGACUCGGAUCAGUUCAGCGACAUGACUGGCAGCGACACUGACAAAAAAAGGCGGGGUCUGAGGCGGGGCCAGCGCCAGCAGGUCAACUACCGCGAGACCUCUGAGUCGUCAGACAACUCCCGGACCUCCACCAACAGGGUCAAGGUUAAACCCCGAGGCAGACCACGCAAGGAGCAUCUCUCGAGCGACUACAGCGAUGUGUUGCCUUCUUCCAGAGACUCGGAUGAGGAGGACGAUUAUGAAGACGAAGAGGAAGAUGACCAGAGAAGGAGUGUGAAUAAGAGGAGAAGAGAGGAGGAAGACCUCCGGAGAAAUAGGACGAGAGAAAAGCGGAGGAGAUACGAGGAGGAUGAUGGAGAGAGGGGGAGGCGGCUGAAAAGGAAACUAUUAGAGAAGGAGAAGGACAAAGACAAGCAGAGAUUAAAGAGGACAGACAGAGAAGAGGAGGACCUGGAGAAGAUGGGCAGGGGGAAGAGGAGAGAGAUUCUGUCACAGCAGCGGCGCAAACGGCUCGCCCAGAUGCUGAAAAAACGGCGGCCUUCGACGGACGAUGAGGAUGAGGAAGAGUCAGAUGAAUCGGAGUCGUCAUCGGAAGAGGAUCGUCCAAUCCGCAAAAGACUCAACCGCAUCGACUCUGAUGAUGAUGAAGAGGAAGACGAGGAGGGAAGACAGAAGAUGACGACCAAAAAGUCUUCCGCGGUAGAAAGGAGGGCCGAAAGCGACGCUCAGGAAAAGGGGAGGGGCCGUAGCCUGUCUCCGUCAAACGGACAUCGAACCUCCAGAGGCCCGGCGAAGCCUGGGGCUGGAAGUCCCGCCGUGCCCAGGGACACUGCAGGAUCAGGCAGGCAGGGCAGGGACAAUGGCCCCUUACAUCCAGAGGAGGAGGAAGAUGAGGGGCAGACAGACUCAUUAAACUCUGUCCAGAACAGUCCGCAGUCAUGAUGGCUGUGUUUGUGUGAGUAACGCUCGCUUCUUUGUUUCAGUUUUUUCUUUUAACUGUCAGGCCUUUUUACCCACAAACCACCUUUGAAACUGGAUAUCUCUUUCUCUUCCCCUUCUUACUCUCCUGUCUUGCUCUUCCUCCUCGCUGUUGUAUUGUGGUAGAGUGCUAUCCACCAUCACGUACUGUACGUCACAACAAAAACUCACGAUUACCCAUUCACACUCAUCGUCACCUCUGACAGAACCUAACAGCCAGCCGGCCGGACCAAACGCAUCCUGACACCAGGACUGGCAGCAGUUCAUGUUUCCGUGGACGCACUCACACACAGCCGGAGGUCAUCAUGACCAUUUCCCUGAACUCUUGAGUUACGGACGUCUUUCUGGUGGGUCCAUGUGGCAGGAUGAUAGGGAUUGAAUUGGACACAGGAGUCUAUUUGUAGUGUACCUCAUCCUAAAGCACUUCAUCAUUCUCAUAGCACUUAAUGACCCGCCACCAAGGAGAGUGUCAGUGUCAAACCGAACACUUUGGAUCAUGUGAAUCAAACAAAACUGUUACAAAAUUACAAAAAAAGCAUAGUUUCUCACUUACCUCUAGUGGUAUCUACCCAUGCAGAUAGUUUUGGUUUUAUUUGUCCAGGUUUUGAGAUCUCUGUCUCCACCCCAAUACAAUGGAAGUGAAUGGAAUUGUGUUUGUGGUGCUCAAAAACACACUUUUGGUGUUGUCAUUGUUGUGGUGUUGUUCUAAAAAAUUACCCAGCAGCCUAAGGGUUAAGGCGUAUACCACAUAACCACAACAUUCAGGGUACGACUCCCAGCGGGGGGUCAUACCCCUCUCUGUCCCCAUGUUUCCUGUCUCUCUCUCUCUCUCUCUACACUGACAGUCUGUCGAGUUUUUAAAUUAUCUUUUUACAGUGCAGUGAGCACUACAAACUAAAUAAGGAUUCACCUCCGUUGUGUGCAGAAAUCUCAGACCAAAACCUGCAAAAAUAAAACCAAAACCAUCUGCAUGGUUGGAUAUUAUUAGAGGUAAGUAAGGAAAUGUUUUUUGUAAUUUGGGCGAAUCGACCAUUAAAACAAGGUGUUUCCUGUAAGUAAUCCUGGAUAAGAUCAUGACCCAAAUAACCAAAUAAUGUAAAGUUACACGCAGACUACAGUAAUAAUCAAACUUUUCUAAUUAAGGCGACACACUGACUACUGAAAUUAGUUGGGGCCCAAUUCGGGGGGGGCCUGAGGGACUGGCAUCAAGACUGAACCUGCUCCUCCUCCCCACAUAAAACGGUUCAGCCUCACAGAGAGUGCAACACUAAUGGUGCAUUCGAGUGCUCCUUUUGAACUGGUCAAGUCAAAAAAAUUUCCCUCAAACAGCUGGCAUGACAAACAAUGUCAUUUAGGUAAUGUCUUUAAAGCAGAAAUGCCAAACAUUGUCUGGUUGCAGGUUCUCAGUGGUGAAGCUGCUUUUCUUUGUCUAAUGUGAUAAUAAACUGAAUAUUUAAAAAGCCAUCACCUCAGGAUUUAGGAAAUUGUGUCAGGCAAUUUUCACUAUUUUCUGGCAUUUUAUAGACUAAACAAGUAAUCGAUUAUUCGAGAAAAUAAUCAGCAUGUUAACCAAUAAUGAAAAUAAUCAUUAGUUUCAGUCCUAGUAAAUAUAUUCAUAUAACUUCCAACACCUUGUAAUGAACUUUUUUUUCAGGCUGCUAACAAGCACAAGCGGUGGCGUUUGUAUCUGGCAUUCAUUAUUAACACCCUGCAGGGACUUAACUUUAUUCACAUGAGGACCAACUGAACGCAAAUAUGUGGCAAAGUUGACGAGGAUCGCCUUAACACAUAUUAAAAAAACGAUACUGUUGCUGCAAAGGAUUCAGCAUUUGUGUUUUCCUAAUUUAGGCAGUUAAGUAGUCCAUUUUAACAAUAUUUGGUCUAUAUUAGAUAUAUUUAUAUAUUAAUAUAUUAUGCAGACUUCGGAGUCAUUUCAACUCAGUUUUCCAGUUACCUAAACUGGGCUAAGAUCAUGUAGUUCAAACUUUCUCAAGAUGUAAAGAAAAUACAAAAACAUUAACAGCAACACCUUAAAAUCUAAGUAGCUGUUUAUAAUAAUAAUAAUAAUAAUCCUUAUUCAUAUUACGUUAAGAGCUGAAAGAGGCACACAUUGGACCAUUUUGGAUCCAAGUAACAAUCGGGACGUUCUUUCUGACAGCCAAAGUGUUCGGUUUCAGACUGGUCACUCAUUUGUUCCAUAUGUUCACAAAACCUUAGGUUGGUGGGACCACGUUUGCUGUACAUACUUUGCCUGUACGCUGUUCCUUGUAAGAUAAUAGAUGUUCUGUUCUCUUAGUCCUCUUGUAAAAUAUAGUGUUAUAUUUUCUAUAUGAAGGAGAGGAGGAGAGAUGCUGCUGUGAGUGAUGUGUGGAUCGAUAAGGUUUCAACUGCGAGUUCAUCAACGGUUUGCUUGUUUUGUUUGAGAUUCUGCGGCCGUUGAUUUGUGUGAAAUAAGACCAGCGUGGAGCCCGUUCACCAGGAAAAUGUCCCAGAAUUGUUUCAAAGAGCCGAAUACAGCUCACUUUCAGCUCUGUGUCGUACAACUUUAAAGGUUUUUAACAUUUCGUACCCCUGAAGGGGACCGCGGGAGUUUUUAAGAAGGAACAAAGCUUUAUUUUUUGAUUGAGGCUCAGGUGAGGGAAAUGAACGCUGGUCACCAAUCAAACAACUGGUAACUUUGUUUUCUCUCUCUCUGUAGGGACAUUUACACUUACUCACUUGUUUUAUCUGGUAAAAUACCUAAAGUGGCAGGUGAAUUUUGGGGUUGACUGUGUGGACGAAAGCUGGUCUCUUUGUUGGGCAGAAUGGAAGAAUUCCUUUAACUUCAUACAGUCAAAUCACUGUUUAUGCUUUAAAUGAGUUUUAUCCUGCUGUUCACAUAAACCGAGCUGUUGACGGGAGGAGGCUGGUUUUACUCUGGAUACCAUGUUGUUACUCCCCUUACCUUUGAGUUUCUAAUAAUCCCCCCCCCCGUCAAUGCAGAAAAUUAGACUCAAAAGUUACUGAUCACCUUGCAGGUCUUUCUUUUAUUUCUUUCUGUCUGUAAAAAGUUCCUUUUUAAGAAGCAGAAUUUUGAGCUGAAAUGAAUGAUGUCCAAACUCUGAGCCUGUAUUUGUCAAACUUCUAUUCAUCAAUUAUCAAGCAACUUACUCCUACUUACAGCAAAGUGUAAGAAGAGCAGCUUUCAAAAGGUCACAUCACUGAUCACAUGUAUGAUCAGAGCAGGAAAAGCUGUUUAGGGACAAGGAUUUACCCCACGACUGCCAUGUUGUGAGGAUUCUUUUAAGAAUGAACAUUUUAUCCUCACACAUAACUUUUUCUGCAAAAAAUAUAAUAAAAGUGUGAAAUCCUUAAUAUCUCCACUAGCGAUUAACAACAAUCUAAUAUAUUUAUAAUAUAUGAAUAUAUAGAUAGGGAUAAAAUAAUUGGAAAUGGACUGAAAUGGAAACCAAAAGAAAACCCAACUGGAGCUUCAGAGAAAACGCCUACUAAGGAGAAUUAAGUACCAUGUUGGCAAGUUCAGACAAUAAAAUGCAUUGAAAGUGAAUCAAUAUGAGAUUUAUUCUUGUUGUUUGAACCCCUCAUAAAUGUAAAAAAAAAAAAAGUGGUAUAACUUCCUGUCAAAUGUUCAAAUCACACAUAUUGCUUCAGGUAGUAUUCAUCAUGAUUAUCACAAUUAUAUUUUGGACAAUCACUAAAAACGUGUCUCAGAAGAUGAGCUCUCCUGUGUUUUUGUGCUGCCAUCAUCAAGAAUAAUGAUGAGAAAUGUGAUAAAUAGCUUUUAUCUUCUGUGAGUAGGAGUAGAAGUGAAGGAUUUAUACUUUAAUCUUUCACUUAGGUUCAAAAUGUCACUUUUAGCAGUUUGAUAAAUACGGGUCCAGAUCCGUCUGCAGCUCUGGUUGUGAUCUGAUGAGACGACAGAUCCUGCAGAGAUUCACAUCCGACGUGUAGGAGAGUAUAUUUUAACUUGGUUCCAAACACAGAACAAAAGCUGAGGUCACCAAAAACAUUUCAAGUACGAUUAUAUUUUAAUUGUCCUUCAUUCAAGUUACAAACACAGUUUAAUCUUUAAUCUUAUCACUUUUGAAGUUUUCCAGGUGCAAGAAAUACUUUUGUUUUAAGAAAACAAAAUGCAGUUUUCAUUCUGUCAUUCAGUCUUUUUUUUUUUUUUUUUUUUUUUGUCUUAAGACGUCACAAAACAAAUGGCCAGUAAUUCAUUUGAAAAACAUCCACUUUUAUACUUGGAAGGCAAUUUUGGUGUGAUUCUCUUUUAAGAAGUCAGGUGUGAAACUGUCAGAUAAGAAGUUUGUUUUUCAGCUUUCAUUCCAUUUUAAAAUUGACAUGAACUUUUUAGUGAGUCUGGCAUUUUAUUACUGUUGCCGAUGUGCAAUCUGUAAAAGUCAACAACUCAGAGCGACGUUUCUGCAGCCAUGUGAGUUUACCAGUAAUCUUAUUUAUUAUGGUCUGAAACUUUGUUUAUGACAAAUGUUUGGCAGAAUCCUUUACGAUAACGUUGAUGCACAUACUGUAAUCAUUAAAAAAAGUCGAUGCCAGUCAAACCUCAGAUUAUAUUAGUGGUUUACAUUUAGAUUUGGACACAUUUGAGGAGAAAACUCUGAAAAUGGUCAAAACCAGGUGUUUUUUUUUUUUCAUAAAUGUCAGCGUUAGAAAAAUAACUACUUCUGCUUGGUUUUGGGUCGCAAAUGCAGGAUUUGUGCAGGAGAACUUCUCAGUUUGCCAGAAGCAUCAAAAAAGAUUUAAUUGUUGAAGUGAUAAUUGGGAUUACUGGCUUUGGUACAAGCUUGGUACAUACUGUCCCUGCUCUCUCACAGUCUUUUGGGUUUGUGGCAUUGACUAAAACGACUCCAGAUGGCCGGAGUUCACCGCCGGCUAAAUUACUAAAUGUUCUUCCAGGUACUUUCCUGCGAUUGUUCAGGUGUCCUUUGUGGAAAAAACACCUGUUAGGUAAGAAUAAGAUAAAAUGCUCUUCGGACAGAGUCUCUUUAUCUGGAAAAUGCCCUUAAUGCAGACCUGCAAGGCCAGCAUCUUGAUCAUCACGGCAGUGUUUCUGUAUCAUUUAUGAGCUCAACUCUCAGCACUUGUGAAAAUUAAGAUUGCAGACCCCCUCUGAAGAUUUUCACUUGAGUCAAAAGCAAUACUUUCAGAGUAUUCAGUUUGUUACCCCAGGUUUGUUUUCUCUCAUCAUGGUGGAAAAUCCUCCGACAGCAUUUGGACAUCAAAGAUAGUAAAACCCUCUACUAACUCUUUAAGGCAAGAUGAACCACCCCACCUGUGUUAGCAGUAAAGGGAGAUUAAUGUGUGUUUAUGCCACCAGCCCAAAAUCAUCCCACUGAACUUGGUGUGCAUCUGUGUUUGCCACUGUGGCAGAAUCUGCUGGUUUUAAAAUGUUCAGUCCAACUAAUCUGGAUUCAAACAGGCAUCACUGGAUGUGAGUACGGCUCCUUCCACUUCUCUGUUGUACUGUUACUGUAGUAUCGCUGUAACAUAAAUGUUUUCUAAGUUAUUAAAACCAACAUCCCAGGCAUCUCCUCAAAAA
Molecule: messenger RNA, 10179 nt
Organism: Siniperca chuatsi (mandarin fish)
Lineage: Eukaryota; Metazoa; Chordata; Actinopteri; Centrarchiformes; Sinipercidae
Gene: rsf1a
Product: remodeling and spacing factor 1a
Exons: 18
Coding region: 165-4586 (1473 amino acids)
Biological process (GO): regulation of DNA-templated transcription
Cellular component (GO): RSF complex
Source: RefSeq, a predicted model, not a curated record